AAAGGCUUUCGAGAGGAGACUUACUGAAUAUAUUCAUUGCUUGCAACCUGCAACUGGACGUUGGAGAAUGCUUCUUAUAGUGGUGUCUGUCUGUACAGCUACUGGUGCCUGGAACUGGUUAAUAGAUCCUGAGACACAAAAGGUGUCCUUCUUCACAUCAUUAUGGAACCAUCCAUUUUUCACCAUUAGCUGUAUCACACUAAUAGGCCUGUUUUUUGCUGGAAUACACAAGAGAGUAGUUGCACCAUCAAUUAUAGCUGCUCGAUGUCGAACGGUAUUAGCAGAGUACAAUAUGUCUUGUGAUGAUACAGGAAAACUGAUUUUGAAACCUAGGCCUCAUGUUCAAUGACAAUCUGCCCUCAUUGUUAUAGGACCUAAAACAGUUUUUCUUCAAAUAAGUGAUACAGCAAAAAGCCAUAAAGGAUUCCUUUUGCAGUUGGAAAUGUGAAGGCUACAGCAACAACUGACAAGAAGUGUGCAAUAUUUCCCCAGAUGAUCUUGAUGGUGAUAACUCAAGUUAUCAGUGCUUUGGUACCUUUGAUUACCUGUGUUCAGUAUUAGUGUCACUUUAGUACUUCAGCUCCUGCAGAUUUUUGCAGAUGAAGUAUGUAUGUUACUAAGUUAAACUUAGAAACAGAACCUCAUUCAUUUUUUAUAAUGUAUUUUUGCAGACUACUGUAAAUAGCAAAUCAAUGCCAAUGUUAAAGAAGAAAAUGUUGUGUGGACUUUGUUCUCCUGCACCAGUAUUUCAGGAACAUCUGCUUGCCAUCCCUACGGCUUUUUAAAACCGGCUAUUAUGUGUGCCUUUCAUUCUUAACUCCUCUUCUAAAAUUGUACUGCAGGAAAAACAUCAGAUUCUGCUUAGACUGAGGAAAACUCAUCCCCAUUAUGUUGUAAGCAAUUAUGGAUGUUUUGAGAAACAAUUUUUGUUGAACAAGACUGAACUGCAGCAACUAUUGUUCCAUUUUUCAGUUCAUUAUUUUCAUUUAACACUAAAUAUAUUUUUUAAGAGUUUUAAGAACACCCCAAAGUCUCCUGAAUGUACAAAUUCAAUUAUAAAUUAUAUAGUCCGAGAAUUUGAUAGUCAUUGUUUUAGAUAAUUGGGGUUUGUCUUGUGAUAGACAUACUGUUACACAAGUACUAUGUGGUGUAACUGAGUGUCCUCCUCUGUCACCAGGACAACACGGGAGUGUGCCACAAACCAGAGUCUACAAUUCUCACUGUUCAGAGAGUGUUAAUGACAUACUGUGUAUGCAUAACAGCCACAUGUACUAUUAGAGCCCAUAACAUUAAACUAUUGGGAUUACUGUAAAUAUUUUAAAGUACUAGAGGUGCCUUUUACCUGUUUACCUGUUUAGAAGACUUUGAAAAGGUUUAAAUUAUUACAUGAGCAGUCUUUUAAAUUUCAUUUAACAUAAAGCUGACAUUUCAUAAUAGGACAAAAACUUUUUAACACAUUUAACUUAAAUGUGUUCAUUUGGCUUUCGUGUGUAUAAAAUUUUAUUCUUUGAACUGCAGCAAUAAAACCCUCUGCUCCUAAGAAGUCUUAAGAGGGGAUUCUAUAUAUUCUGCUUUGUUUUAUUUUCUGUAAAUUUUGUAGGUAAAUAUGUGCAUAA
This is a messenger RNA of Fukomys damarensis (Damara mole-rat), 1616 nucleotides long. It is a transcript of the gene Cnep1r1, whose product is annotated as CTD nuclear envelope phosphatase 1 regulatory subunit 1. NCBI's taxonomy places the organism in Eukaryota, Metazoa, Chordata, Mammalia, Rodentia, Bathyergidae. Gene Ontology annotation, cellular component: cytoplasm; Nem1-Spo7 phosphatase complex. The transcript has 5 exons. Bases 68 to 349 code for a protein of 93 amino acids. The record is from RefSeq and is a predicted model, not a curated record.